AUGAUUGAUCCCCUACGAGCCUCGACGGGCACAGUCCAGCUCGCCUCCUCCUACGAUCCCUACGAUCCUGCCGGCCGCCCGAUAUACACAAGCUAUCGCGCCGAAGCCCCUUUUUCGCCCACGUACGACCCUCGAUUUCCAGUCUCCCCGCGCUUAGAGGCCCACCCAAUCUCGAAGCAAACAUACCACGAUCAUGGACAGCCCACAAGGUUGAGAACAGAGUAUGCGAUUCGGCCUAGGCAAAGGAGCAGCACCGCAUCUGCUGCUGACUCCCAUGGCCGACUCGAGGUGCCUUCAAUCCCCCCAGUUUCCAGGACGUCACCUGUGAUUUUGUCGGGCCAUGGUCGAUCCCCGAGCCCUCUUAUGGACAAAGAUGGCUAUCUUAUUCCUGCGUCUUCCAAGCACCAUAGACAUCAUCGCCACACAUCUUCUUUCGAUUAUGCGAGCGAUACAGGGGGACAUUCGACUUCACGAAGACAUUAUGCAGCGUACCCCGCUAAUGGAAGUCGACGGCGAUACCCCCAGAAUGGAGGCCUCCGGAAGGGCGAGGAUAUUGACGAGUACGAUGCCUACUCAUACACAAAUCCCCGCGAACAAUUCGAGAAAGAAGCUGCAGCCAAGUUACAAUACCACCGUAGCGCGAGGAAAGAGAGGCCGUUGAGUCUGACAGGUAUCGAGGACCCCCGUUUGAUGGCACGAAAGGAUCCUCGAGAACAUGGGCCGCCUCCGUCACAUCGCGUCUUCGACAGAAUGAAUCGGAGUGACCUGCGUCGAUCGACAUACGGUCCUGGUAAUAGCGAACUGGAUCUUGCGGGUGUGCGACAGCGCUCGCCACGUACUAUUGCCCUCCAUCAUGACCACGACGAGGGUUAUUCUUCGUACAGAGAUGAUCAUGACGACCGCCGUCACAUCCGCCGUGAACAUAAACGUCCCGAUGGCGACUCGCGGAACCGAGAUACGCACGACAGCCAUGGACCAAGAAAGUCAUCGCACAAGCUCUCCGCACCAUCUGUGUCUAGCAAUGGUCUGGGAACAGCCGUUUUAGCUAGUGGAUACACGGAUGAGGUUGACUACGACCUCAACUCUCGACCUGAUCGCUAUCACCACCGAGACAGAGCGCCUCGGGAACGUAGCCGCUCAAGGAGACGCUCCAGGCGGCGCGGGGGAAGUGAGUCUGAUGAGUGUUCAUCGGAUGACGACCUGAAGAAGUAUCGACGCGAGCCAUCUGUGCGUCCAAGGGUCAACGGCUCUGAUAGUUCGAAGGAAAACGAGCCACAUCGCCACCGUUCGCGCUCUCGUCACCACGAUCGGGUGUCGGAAAAGAGAUCGGAUCAGAAGAAGGGUGAUUCAAAAGACCCCGACGCGCCACCUAAGGGGAUCCUGAAGCCACCACGCGACAAGUUCCCAGAGGAGCCGAACCCGGUACGAGAAGGCGUUGCACCCUUGAAAGAUGCCCACAAGAAAGGAAUCCCUCCUGGAGCCCGUUGGACCAAGAUUGACCGCCGUCUUGUAAACCCGGCCGCACUUGAAGCGGGCCAAGAACGAUUCGAAGAGCGACCGGACCAUGUCAUCGUCUUGCGGGUGUUGACCAAGGAGGAAAUCCAGACCUACGCUGUCAAGACGCAGGAAAUUCGAGAUGAGAGGUAUCGAGAGUAUAUUCGAGCCCGCCGCAAGCAACGUGAGGAGGACCGUCGGCGUGGUCGUCCUGUAGACGAUUUCUCGAGCGAUGACGAGGACGAAAGCGACAACCCGCCCCUUGCGAUCGAGGGGCCGGGCGAGCCAAGGUCUUCGCAGAAGAGUUCAGGCACGAAAGCCGAUCCUGCAGACCAGCGUGGCCAUUGA
This is a messenger RNA of Aspergillus mulundensis, 1842 nucleotides long. RefSeq lists its product as uncharacterized. The record is from RefSeq and is a predicted model, not a curated record. NCBI's taxonomy places the organism in Eukaryota, Fungi, Ascomycota, Eurotiomycetes, Eurotiales, Aspergillaceae. The coding region runs from base 1 to 1842 and encodes 613 amino acids. The transcript has 2 exons.